AUGGAAAUGAGAUUUCCUUCUCGACAAACAACGCAUGUCGCAUGUGAUGGCAUGAGUAUCGAGGAACUGAAGAAAAACGUAUUGGGAGAAUUCUUUGGUGGUGGUGGCUGUGGGAUGACUUUCGAUUUAAGCUGUUGGUCACCCAACACAAACGAGCUUGCAACUGAGAUUACAACCCCUCUUGUCAUGGUAACGAGUGUUGCUUCCAUAUCCUAUUUCUGCAAGCAUUACAGUGUCAAGCAUACAAUGAACCUGUUUGCUACCUUCGCCAAACGAGUCACAUGUACCCCCUCCCCCACUCUGAGGUGGAUGAGCCUUCCGACGGUUAUACAACACAUAAACCGACGAUGA
Microthlaspi erraticum is the source of this 351-nucleotide messenger RNA. Lineage: Eukaryota; Viridiplantae; Streptophyta; Magnoliopsida; Brassicales; Brassicaceae. The record is from the annotation of a GenBank genome assembly.